AGCCCCACCCCCGCCACGUGACGGCGGGCCAAUCCUCGGCCCCCUGGAGGCCGGUCGGUGACCGGAGAGACGAGCCUGAGGACCCGCGCCGGGAGCCAGGCCCACCCACCGGCGCGCCGGCCCCGGGCGUGUCGCUGCUGAGGCCGAUACCGCUCCCAGCUCAGCCCCUCCUCCGGCCCCGUCCUGUGGCGGUCAAAGAGGUUGGACAGUCCUGGAGGCACCGCCCGGGGGCAGCUGGUGAAGGACACCCACCAUGUCACCGGAGCUUCUGGACCAGCGUGGGAUGGGCUCCCGGCUGUAGUCCCGUCUUCCCAGCUCUCAACUUCUCCCCCGGGCACCUGCCCCCCCACCCCCACCCCUCAGCUUCUGCUGGGCCCGGAGGAGUCCAGAUGCCUGGAAAGGCAGCAUGAGGGCCACCGGAGAGUGUCCUGGGGACGGGCUCAUCCAUCCCUGGAGGGCCUCACCCACGCCUUCUGCCCCAACUGGAACCCCCCGAUGUGCCCAGAAGCUGUGUUGAUUGUGGUUCCCAGGAAAGUCUUGGACCUUGGAUUCUGGUCCUAUCUCUGGGACUAAGAGGCCCCAAGGCCCAGAGGAACUGUCCCCUCCUUUCUCUGGCAGCCUGAAGACCCUCCCCCAGCGCCUUUUGCAAGGUGACCUACUUCUACUCCCUGCCCCCAACAGGACCCAGCAGGAGAUGGGCUCAAGAACCCCCACCCACCCUCCCCCAAGCCCAUGGCCUAGCUUCCCCAAGUUGCCUUGGACGAAGGGACCACAGCCUGAGGGGGCAGGUCCUCUGGUUCAGGCCUCCCGUCUCCCGAUUCUGCCCUAGGCCCCCACUGACCCUCAAGAAACGGGAGGAACUCGUCCUCCCCCAGAGGCUGGCUGAGUUGGGCAGGGGCAACUGGGCCCUUUCCUUCCAGCUGUGUUGUGCACACGCACACGUGCCUGUGGAUUUGCUGUGUGCUGAUGUGUGUGCGUGGUGUUGAUACGUGGGUGUACUUGUGUGGGUUUGAGUUAUUCUCUGGGAGCUGGUCAGCCCCUAGCUGGGCUCUGGGGGGCCCUCCGAGGAAUAACCUAGCCUCUGCCUGGACCCUCAUUAAUGGUUUGCCCUAUUUCUGUUCUGGAAAGACCCAGUGUGACCAAAUGGCACGUUCCCAGCCUCACUGCCCCAGGUUAUCUCCUAAGCAGGGCCAGGCCAGGUUCCCAGCACACAGCACAAGGAUGUUAGAAUGGGUGAGCGGGGGCCCCAGAACAUGGGGAGGGGGGUCUACUCACCAGCUUGGGCAGAAGCCCCUCCUGCUGACCUCUGGGGCCCAUGUCCGUGCUCUGUCCCUGGUGCCUGGCCACCCCUCGGACAGCCUCCUGCCUUUAUCUGCCUGCCCUUGGCCUGGCCCCCACCCAGUGACUUCCUGUCCACACCCCCGCAAGCUUUUCCAUGACAUGGUCUUUUGGGGGGGGAGUGGGACACCAAGGAGAUCAGGAAGGCAGGAAAGCAGCAAGAGCCAGCCCUGGAAGAAAGAGGGGGAGGAAGGCUGGGGGUGCCCGGCAGCCCACCCCCAGCAGCCCAAGCAUCUGCGUCCCACACACCCACACCCAGGCCGGCCUGCCACAGACCCACCGUCUGGAGGGGAGCGAGAGAAGCCCACACACCCUCGAGCCCGGUGGCAACGAAGGCAGGGCCGGAGGUGGGUUUCUGGUUCCACACAGCACGGCCGGCCGCUGAGGCCCCGCCAUCUCUGCUGCAACUUGGGGCUCUUGUCAGUGGCUGGGAUCCACUCGUCACUCCCUCCUACCGCCGCCCACACGCUGAUUUCCGCCCCGCUCCCCGAUACUACAAACACAUGGUGGGGGUGGGAGGCGGCUGCGGAGGCUGUCUCUGGAGACCCAGAGCCCCAAGUCCCCGUGGCCACCCAGGGCCCCGUCUAGCAGAGCCAGGAGCUGUGCCCUCCUAAAUCCGGCACUGAGCCCGGAUCGCUGGGAAAGCCCAGCGCGAGACCGGGGGUGCCUGUUGUGCUGUGGAGAAGGCCAGGCCCCUGGACUCUUCCUCUCCGUGGUGGCUCCGCACCUCGGUCCCAGGCAGGGCAGCACUCAGGUGCCCCUCACCCAUCAGUCACGGCUUCAUUUCCCUGAACUUUAUUUUAUAAAACGUACACAGUGAGUUA
This is a messenger RNA of Acinonyx jubatus (cheetah), 2162 nucleotides long. RefSeq lists its product as uncharacterized. The coding region runs from base 967 to 1926 and encodes 319 amino acids. The transcript is spliced from 2 exons. Lineage: Eukaryota; Metazoa; Chordata; Mammalia; Carnivora; Felidae. The record is from RefSeq and is a predicted model, not a curated record.